GCGCAGCCCCGAGCCGCAGAGGCGCGCGAUGCCCCGCCGCCAGUGACGUCGACGCGGGGGCUAUGAUGUCGGCGCUGAGCGCGGCGGAGCUGGGCGUGGCCGGGUACGGGGACUUGACGCCCUACGGCGCGCUGUGGGACCACCACCACCAUGCGCCCACCUACCACCACCCGCACCCGGCGGACCUGCUGGCCGCGGGCUUCCCCGCCGACCUCUGGGUGGGCGGCGCCAACCCCCAGUCGCACCGCAUGCUGCCGCAGAGGUUCGGCGGCGUGCCCGUCAACGCGGUGGGGCUGGACGGCCGCGGCGGCGGCAUGCCCGGUCUCGGCGGCGGCCUCCAGGACGUGCCCGCCAAGCCCGGCCCGGGCAGCACGGCGUCCAUGGGCUCGCUGAGCAGCAGCCCCAGCUCCGUGGGCAACCCCGGCGCGGGCGGCAGCAAGAAGACCCGGCGCCGCGUGGCCACCAUGGCACAGCGCCGCGCCGCCAACAUCCGCGAGCGGCGCCGCAUGUACAACCUCAACGAGGCCUUCGACAAGCUGCGCCGGAAGGUGCCCACCUUCGCCUACGAGAAGCGCCUGUCGCGCAUCGAGACGCUGCGGCUCGCCAUCACCUACAUCUCCUUCAUGAGCGAGCUCAUCGGCGGCGACGCGGGCUGCGCCCCGUCCCCCAAGCCCACCGAGGCCUACGGGAUGGGCGUGCCCAGCCAGCGCGGCUACCCGUCGUACCCCCUCAUACCGGCGUAGCGUGUAGCGCAGCUUGUCUGGCUCCCCUAGCUCUCCCGAGGCCAAGCAGAGCCCGUAGCCCACGCCUACGGUUUGAGCCUCUCCGCCUCCCUCGCCGAACCAGGAAACCGACGUCCCUUGACGGCCCACCCAACCCCUUGCUGCCCCGAACAACUACAGCAAGACUACUGUGUGUACUCACCUCGGUUUGCAAAAGCCUGCCUCUAAAACUCUAAGUCAAUGGCACUGGAAAAUAAAAAGCAAAAGAAAAGAAGACUAUGAAACUUCCGAGACGUUAGAAGAGGCGGGGAGACAAGGCCCUGAUCAGGACAGAGGCAGAUUCGUGCAUUAUCUUAAAGAUGGAUUAAUUAGAUGCACGAAAUAAUUUGCUAAUUUUGACAAAAUUACGUACAUUAACAAAAGUAACAUCCACCUGAAGGUGAUGCAAAAGUUAAUUUUUUUUAAAAAUCUUGAUUGUUUUGUAGUUUAUGGGGUAGAGUUAAAGUGUCCCCAUUUCUUAUCCAAACGUGAGAAAAAAAUCAUUUCUGCACAGAAUGCUGUUAUUUCAUCUUUUAUUGUGAUAUUAUAGUAGAACUUGUUGAAUGCAUGGUAGCCACGCAUGAUCAUCAACCAAUGAAUGAGUCAUGCAAAGUUACCCCACAUUACAGGUUACCCAGCAUGUAAACAGUUACUUCAUGUUAUGUUUUCAAAAUAAAAUAAUGGUUUAAACCAUCAAAA
Thrips palmi is the source of this 1460-nucleotide messenger RNA. RefSeq names its product protein Fer3 (gene Fer3). The transcript is spliced from 3 exons. NCBI's taxonomy places the organism in Eukaryota, Metazoa, Arthropoda, Insecta, Thysanoptera, Thripidae. Gene Ontology annotation, molecular function: RNA polymerase II transcription regulatory region sequence-specific DNA binding; protein dimerization activity; DNA-binding transcription factor activity, RNA polymerase II-specific. Gene Ontology annotation, biological process: developmental process; regulation of transcription by RNA polymerase II. The record is from RefSeq and is a predicted model, not a curated record. Bases 63 to 743 code for a protein of 226 amino acids.